CUGCUCCUCCCCUCCCGGAGCAGCUCCUGGAAUAGGUUCGUUGCUGCUAGGCACCCAGACACCAUGGGGAAGCUAGUGGUGCUGACCUUGCUGGGGGCCAGCUUGGCCUUAAUAGGGGAGAGGAUUCUGACCUUUAGAGAAAGAAUUAGUUCAACACGGGAGAUCAAGUCCACAGAACCUCAGCACUGCCACCUGAUUGAAGGCCUCGAGAAUGGCUCUGAAGAUAUUGAUAUACUUCCUAGUGGACUGGCUUUUAUCUCAACUGGGUUAAAAUAUCCAGGCAUGCCAAAUUUUGCACCAGACAAACCAGGAAGAAUUUUUCUGAUGGAUUUGAAUGAACAAAACCCAAAGGCACAAGCGCUGAAAAUCAGUGAUGGAUUUGACAAAGAAUCACUGAACCCACAUGGGAUCAGUACCUUCGUUGACAAAGACAACACUGUGUAUCUUUAUGUUGUGAACCAUCCUCACAUGGAUUCUACUGUGGAAAUAUUUAAAUUUGAAGAACAACAGCGUUCUCUCAUCCACCUGAAGACUAUAACACACGAACUUCUCAAGAGUGUGAAUGACAUUGUGGUGCUUGGACCAGAGCAGUUUUAUGCUACAAGAGACCACUACUUUACCAGCUACUUCUUGGUCCUUCUGGAGAUGUUCAUGGACUUUCAGUGGACUUACGUUCUUUUCUACAGCCCACGAGAGGUCAAAGUUGUGACCCAAGGAUUCAGUUCUGCCAAUGGAAUCACAGUCUCACUAGAUCAAAAGUAUGUCUAUGUAGCUGAUGUAAUGGCUAAGAACAUUCAUGUAUUGAAAAAACAUGAUAAUUGGAAUUUAACUCAAGAGAAGGUAAUUCAAUUAGGAACAUUGGUGGAUAACUUAACUGUUGACCCUGCCACAGGAGACAUUUUGGCAGGAUGCCAUCCUAACCCCUCAAAGAUAUUGGUUUACAACCCUGAGGAUCCUCCAGGGUCAGAAGUACUACGCAUCCAGGAUAUUUUGUCAGACAAGCCCAGGGUGAGCACACUCUAUGCCAACAAUGGCUCUGUGCUUCAGGGGAGCUCUGUGGCGUCUGUGUACCAUGGGAAAAUGCUCAUAGGCACUGUGUUUCACAAUGCUCUGUACUGUGAACUCUAGAUCUUCUUCAAAAGUCUUCAAACUUUUCAUAUUUAGCCAAAGUAAAAUUACAGGUGUAUGCUAAAUGGAACUAUAAUUAUUUGCAAUUACCAGGAAAAAUGUGUAUGGCUUUUCUUAUGGAGAAAAUAAAAGGAGUACAGAAACUUA
Molecule: messenger RNA, 1275 nt
Organism: Microtus oregoni (creeping vole)
Lineage: Eukaryota; Metazoa; Chordata; Mammalia; Rodentia; Cricetidae
Gene: Pon3
Product: paraoxonase 3
Exons: 9
Coding region: 64-1128 (354 amino acids)
Cellular component (GO): extracellular region
Molecular function (GO): arylesterase activity
Source: RefSeq, a predicted model, not a curated record